AUGGGUGGUGUAUUGAAUCGAUCAUCAAUUGAAGACAAUGAAACAUACUUUAGAAGACGAAAAGAUAAACGAAUACAACAAUAUCAAAAUGUAGAUGUAUCGUUUGAGUCUGAUUAUGAAAAUAAUGAUCGAAAUGUUGACUUAGGUAAAACAUAUGAUUUAUGGGAUAAGAUAUUUGCUGAACAACAAAUGACGAAAAUAGAUGAUCGCACUGAUGAAUCCAAUACUUAUUCGUCUUAUAACUCAAUUACUCAAAAUGAUGCAAGAAAUCAAACACGGCAACUUCCUCAUGAUGUCAAUAAUUCACUUUAUUCAAUAAAGUCACAUCGAAUGCCACCAUUACAUAAUGCUCCAUACGAUCCUAAUGAAUAUGUUCAUGUUCAAGUUCCUGAUAUGAUUAACGAUCAAUCGCAAACCGUUAUGUUUGACGAACGUUUAUCAAAAAAAGAACGAUUCUCUUCUUCAUCUCGACAACAACAACAAAAAGCAUCGGCUUUUAAACCUUUAACUAAUACUCAAUCUUUGUAUGAAUCAAGUGUUACAGCUAAUGAUAUGUCAGUAACAAGAAAAUCUGUGCCAUUAUCAAAUCGAUCAUCAGUCCCUCGAUCAUUAACAGCUGUGCCUAAUAAAUCAUCAGCACAAGCACCUGUAAAAAAAGCUAUUUAUCUAACCAUAGAUUAUACAGCAACAUUAGCAGAGCGUAGUCAAACAGUUGCUAAUGAAAGUCAUCAUAAACAUGGUGAACGGCAUCAUUCGGAUGGAUCCCGUUCGUCUAAAAAUAAUCAUCGAAUACGUUCUCAUACAAAUCAUCAACAUAAACACCAAAACUCAACUGAUUCAUCUAAUUAUCAUAUUGAAAUCACAUCGAGUAAAUCAUUCGAUUCUUUACAAGCAAAAUCAUCUGGUUCGCAACAAACACUACUAAAAUCUAUAUCAAUAAAUAAAUUAGCACAAAAUAUCGAAAAAGUACCAUUCAGUAAUAAUGAUACAAAACAAUCCAAAUCUAGAAGCAAUCAUCGACAACAACCAUUGCUUAAUAAUCAGGUAAAACCGUCGAAAAGUCGAGAAAAUCAUCAACAACAUAAGCGACAACAUCUUCCACCUCUUCCGAAUGGAUCAUCUCUCUCUAUCGAUUCUUCAAUACGCCGAACCGAUACUAAACAUUCAAGUUCACAGAUGAUGGGAAUUCCUUCAUCUCAAAAUAAUCACCAACAUCAGACAAAAUCUGUCAUAACACCAGUAAUGACUACUAGAGCAAAUGCUUCUAGGGCAAAAGUAUAA
This is a messenger RNA of Rotaria sp. Silwood2, 1281 nucleotides long. The record is from the annotation of a GenBank genome assembly. Lineage: Eukaryota; Metazoa; Rotifera; Eurotatoria; Philodinida; Philodinidae.